AUGGUAGAUAACACAUCUGCUAUUGCAAUGACAAGGAAUCUAGUUUUUCAUCAAAAGACCAAACAUAUUAAACGCAGAUAUCAUUUAAUCCGAGAUGCUUUGCAAGAUGGGGUAGUGGACUUGAGGUACUGCAAGUCUGAAGAACAAGUGGCUGACAUUUUCACUAAAGCUCUGCCUAAAGAUCGGUUCAACUAUCUGAGAGGAUUGCUUGGUGUUAAACCAAUCAACAAUUUAGAAGGGAGUGUUGAAGUCCAGAUUCAUGCCAAGUGUACAGCUCACAGGCUGGUACAACUGUGUAUUGGCUGA
Molecule: messenger RNA, 306 nt
Organism: Prunus armeniaca (apricot)
Lineage: Eukaryota; Viridiplantae; Streptophyta; Magnoliopsida; Rosales; Rosaceae
Source: the annotation of a GenBank genome assembly